Rotaria sp. Silwood2 is the source of this 279-nucleotide messenger RNA. The record is from the annotation of a GenBank genome assembly. NCBI's taxonomy places the organism in Eukaryota, Metazoa, Rotifera, Eurotatoria, Philodinida, Philodinidae.
AUGAGGAGAGAAAUUGAUGAUAGACUAGUAGGAAAAAAUGCUGAAAAACGCGCUGUUUUAUUUUCUUUUGAAUCAAAACAAAAAUUAAAGGAAUUUUAUAAUUCUGAUGCUGGGACACGAAUUAAAGAGUCGAUUGUCUAUCUAACAGAAGAAGCGUCAUUAGAAGAAAAAACUUCAUCUGAUCAAAUAACUUUAUUUACGAGAACUUUUAGUCGAGGAACUGAUUUUGUGCGUCAUGACCAAACUGUUACAACAAAUAGUGGUUCACAUGUUAUUUAA